AUGCCACCUCGGGUACGCUCCGCCAGAUUUGCCUGCUCGUCCACAAUCGCCCCCUCACGUCCUAGCUCGUGCCCGUCAGCGCGGCCACAACAUAUCACAUUGCCUCUACAGCCAUCACGGCAAUUUUCACAUACCCCAUGCCACCAAGUCACAUUACGGCGGCGGAAGUUCUACGAAUGGAUGAAUGGACCGGGCCGGGCAGUGAAGGACCCUCUACCAGGUUCCACCAAUUACCUAGGAGCAUACGACAAGUAUGGUAAUCUAGUUCGGGCAGGUCCGGGAUGGCGGAGAGGCGGAGAUGCAGCAUCUCAGACUCAAUCGCAGUCUGCGAAUCCAGAGUCCAAGGAUGAGAAGGCCGCCGAGGGAGCUGCGCCAUCUGGCCAAGAAAACCUCGACGACCUGGAAGCAGCAAUACGGACAGGCGAGGCUGAAGCUCGAGAUGCUAAGCCAUCGAAGAAGUCACAAGAGGACGAGAAUAAGCUGCCACCAGAAACCGCGGAAGAUUUGCGCCCGUUUCCAAUAAAUCCAUAUUUUCGCAGUCAGCCAGUGCUGAGUGAGGAGCUGCGGGAAGCAAUAUACCAGCGAGUUAAGAAGGAUGGCGCAACCGUAUCGCUUGCUAGUGUCGAAUUCGGUGUCAGCAAUGAGCGUGUUGGCGCUGUUGUGCGGUUAAAGCAGAUGGAAAAGGAGUGGAUUGCAAAGGGCAAAACCCUCGCCACCCCUUACAGCAAAGCCGUCCUUUCCAUGCUCCCAACAACUCCCCACGUCGAUAGCUCUGACCCCAAGAAUAAAGGCAAGCGCCCCAUUACGCACGAGCCCAUCAAUGACCUCAUUGUCCACCCCGCGACGCGUCAACAACUCUUCGUUCCCGUAGCCGAGUCCCGCCGGUUUACGCGCGUCGAUGCGGGCAAAGCUUUUGACAACGACCUCAUGCCAGCCGACUUGCGCAUUCCACACCCGGAACUCGUUCAGGCGGAACGCGAACUUGAGUCAGGUCUCUCAUUUGACGAGCGUCGGAAGCUCGCCGAAGAGCGCUUCGAAGCCGAGGCGGCUAAGAAGGCUGCUGAGCAGAGGAAAAAGGAAGAGGAGCUGCGGAGUUUGAAGGUCAUUCCCCAACGGAGAUGGGAUUUCGUAUUCAAGGAUGUCAGGGUUGAAAGCGCUGGGAGGGAUGGCAAUGGUACCGAGGCGGCAGGUUGGAGAUAUGGGGUCCCGCACCAGGAUAGGAAGAGGGGGGUUCCCAAGAUUCCUACGAGGGUGGAGGCGUAG
This is a messenger RNA of Plenodomus lingam JN3, 1263 nucleotides long. Its product is annotated as mitochondrial 37S ribosomal protein mS45. Lineage: Eukaryota; Fungi; Ascomycota; Dothideomycetes; Pleosporales; Leptosphaeriaceae. Gene Ontology annotation, cellular component: mitochondrial small ribosomal subunit. Gene Ontology annotation, molecular function: structural constituent of ribosome. Gene Ontology annotation, biological process: mitochondrial translation. The record is from RefSeq and is a predicted model, not a curated record.